AUGAGCCUCCAUCACAUUGUUCUGGGCUUCCUUGCCCUGCAGUUGGUGCUUAGCUCCACAACCAUUGCCAAGCCCUCUGGGGUUGACCUUCGCACCUUCAUAGGCUGUGCAGUGAGAGAGUUCACCUUCCUCGCCAAGAAACCUGGCUGCAAAGGGCAGCGCAUUUCCACCGAUGCCUGCUGGGGGCGCUGUGAGACAUGGGAGAAGCCAGUCCUGGAUCGUCCUAACAUUGAAGCUCAUCACCGAGUGUGCACCUACAAUGAAACCACAAUGGUCACGGUCAAGCUGCCCAACUGCUUGCCUAAUGUGGACCCGUUCUACACAUAUCCGGUCGCUUUAACGUGUGACUGUGGGGUGUGCUCAACCACCACUACUGAAUGUGAAACUUUAUAAACUGAAGAGCUAUUGCAUUCUUCCAUAGAGUAGACUCUUAUUACAGGCAAUACUUACUUUAUAAAGUGGGCAAGAGGGCACCCUUGUUCCGUUUGUAUUAAAAUGAUGUGUUUAGAAAGUUUAAGAACUGUGUUUGUUGGUAUAUUGUUAAAGAUGCUUUCCUAAGUGAGUGCUCAUGGUUUCAUGUACAGUUUAAAUCAACUGCAACACUGAAGAAAUGCAUUUAAUCUAAAUCACUUUAAAAUACAAUAAAGGUACUAUUAGCAUUCAUUGAUUAUUAUUAUGCCUAUUUUUACUAAUACUGAUGUAACCAGAAAAAACAACUUUUAAUGCCACAAAAGUUUUGGAUUCUUAAUUUUCUCAAUGAUGCGUUAUGCCAUUUGUAAAUAUCUAAGAGUGUGUGUUGCUUGGUUUAAAUGGUCUGUCUAUAAAUACAUGCUUUUUUUUUUUUUUUUUUUACAAUCAAGCACUUCAGUCUGCACUGUAAAUGCUGUUUUUGAAGCUGCUUAAAACCAUGGCUGUGGAGAUACAUGUAUGCAGGCAAUGUUUUGUUCCUUUGUGUUUUGCUUCAGGCAUUAUUAUUAUUUAUAAAACAAACAAAAAAAAAUGUAUUUUAUUUUCCAGCAGUCAGCAGCCUUUUAGACUGCUAGCAGAACAAUAAAAAAAAACAUAAUGCUUCAGUAACUGAGAUAUAAGAUCCAGAUAACACAGAGUGUAUUGCACUUCUUCAGAAAAGUAUGUGUGGAUCCAUUUUAUCCAUAAAUAAUUACAAAUUAUUUUAAAAUCAGGUUCUUAGCUUUUCCAUUUGGAUCACUUAAUUCCUCACAGUUUUCUAGUUUAGCAUGCUUGCUAAAAUAAAACACUUCUAUAUCAACAAGAUUAACACCUUGAGUGGACAGGCAAAGUCACAGAUUCGAUUAAAUAUUAAUUUGCUGUGUAACA
Molecule: messenger RNA, 1335 nt
Organism: Polyodon spathula (Mississippi paddlefish)
Lineage: Eukaryota; Metazoa; Chordata; Actinopteri; Acipenseriformes; Polyodontidae
Gene: gphb5
Product: glycoprotein hormone subunit beta 5
Exons: 2
Coding region: 1-393 (130 amino acids)
Biological process (GO): regulation of thyroid hormone receptor signaling pathway; G protein-coupled receptor signaling pathway
Cellular component (GO): cytoplasm; extracellular region
Molecular function (GO): hormone activity
Source: RefSeq, a predicted model, not a curated record